AUGGCCCAAAAUGGGGACUCCGAUGCUCUCAACAUGGUGAGCUUCGAGAAAGACUUGGAAGAGUUGUUCCAAGAAGUGCCAGACCUUCAGCAUGCCUUGGUGUCUUACCAUGAAGCCCGAACAAAGAUCCUGGAAAGGAAGAAGUCGAGGGGAUUCUGGCCGCCCUACAAGGGCAAAGGCAAGGGCGGGUACAACAAAGGGUUCAAGAAGGGAUCUGGAAAAGGGGGGCUGUUAGCCCGCAUCGCACGCACGAAUUGCCGUGCCUGUGGAGAAAAGGGGCAUUGGAAAGCUGAGUGCCCUCACAAAGGCACCAACAACACGCAGGACAAUGUGAACCUUGCGAUGCACCAGGAACACCGGUUCACCAUGCCCAACAACGACCAGGAUGCCCAGGUGAUCUUUGAGCAGAUCACGGAAGAGGAUGAGGAGAUUCAGAGCUUUGCCGCACACUGGGAGGGAGAAGCCAUGCGCAUGAUCAAGAGCACAGCAGAGGCCAUCAUGGAGUCUUUGCGCCUGUUGCUGGUGAUAUUGAUGAGCCAGUUGGAGGUGAGAGCGCCGGACCAGGAGAUUGCGACAGAUCAUGCUCAGGUGUUGUCAAACCUCCUGAACGAAGUCCAGAGCCAGAAGGGACGCAUCGAGCAGCUGUCAAAGAUGUUGCAGGGCAAGACUUUGUCAGGUUCACCAAGAAGAACCAAAAGCAAUGGGUCAAGCAGAAAUUUCGAGAUUGGCGACCAAUCGGACGCUUCAUGGGAUCUAGAAGAGCUGGAGAUGGGGAGUCUGGGACCGAUACCCACGACCAACAUGAACAUGAACAUGAACCAGCCGACGGCGCACCGCCUGAAGAUGCCCAAGCAGUCCACAACCGCCCAGAGCUCUCCACCAAGAGCCACAGCAGCAGCUCAAGGGGCGAACGAUGUGCCCGAGAGCCAGAUAGCUCUCACGGCCCAAGCCCUGGAGUCAUGGGGCAACAAGAGAGUUUCCUGGGGCAAGACUCACAAUGGGUCCCGCUUCUCGGAAGUGUACGAGCAGCACCCAAACUACGUGGCCUGGAUCUCCGCAAGAUCCGCAACGGCCAACGUCGCAAUGCAGGACUUCAUCAUGUAUGCCCAAGCUCGAGAAGCCCUGGAACAUCGAGCACUGAGAGUCCCCAGGGGUUUGAAACGGGAACAUCAAGAAGAAGAACCACCUAAGAUAGUAGAUGAUGCCUGGAAUGAAAUCAUGAACAGCUUGCGCCAGAGCCUGCCCAAGUCAGGGGCUUCCACUGAGAUGAUUGAUGCAGCCAAAGAAUACCUGUGCGCCUCUUGCGCCGAACGCAGACCACCGUCGCUGAACCCACCAGGUGUCCUGAAGGAAGCACGUGACUUUAACCAGCGAAUCUCUUUGGACGGUUUCGAGUGGAAAGGUGACGAAGAAACACUUUGGACAGAUGCGAUUGACCAAUCGCUGGACCAUUGCAGUUUUGAAUUCGAGAUGCCCUGGUAUUCCACGCUUAGCUCAGAAGAGAAACAACUCUUUGACCGAGCUAAAGACAAAGAGCUCCGUUGCUGGCUUGAAACAAGCACUGUGAAAAGGAUCCUGAGGAAUCGCAUUCACCCUGACAGAAUCAUGACCUCCAGGUGGAUCCUGACUUAUAAGCCAGACCCAACGUCACCGAGCGGGCACAAGCACAAAGCCCGACUAGUUGUCAGGGGCUACCAAGAUCCAGAAAUUGAUCAAGUAAACACCGACAGUCCAACACUUGGAAGGGAUGCCCGUCAACUCCUUUUUCAAACAGUGUGUUCCUCUGGUUGGGAUAUCCAAAGCUUUGACAUCACGACAGCAUUCCUCAGGGGAAGAGCCGAUGGAAGAGAACUAGCCAUGGAACCAGUAAGCGAGUUACGAGACCUCCUAAAAAUGGGUAAAGAUAAAGUAUGUUUGCUUGAAGGGAAUGCGUACGGAAGGGUUGAUGCACCACUCCUUUUCUAUCGUGAACUCAGGAAGCAGCUGGAAAGUUUAGGCUUUAGGGCACAUCCUUUGGAUGGAUGCCUCUUCAUGUUGAGAGACCCUCAGAAUCCACAAAAACUGAACGGGAUCCUUGGCACCCAUGUUGAUGAUGGUAUUGGGGGAGGAAACGAGGUAUUCGAAAAAGCAUUGGCCAAACUCCAUAAAAUCUUGCCCUUUGGACAAAGAGAGUACCGAAAAUUCAAGUUCACUGGCCUAGACGUUGAACAAUUGCCAGAUAACUCCAUUCGAAUCAGCCAAGGGGAAUAUAUCAAUAAGAUAGAUCCCAUCAAUAUAGCUAAGAAUAGGAGAGUCCAAAAGGAUGAGACCGCCACUGAACAAGAAGUUCAGGACUUGCGUGCCUUGUGCGGCAGCCUUCAAUACGCUGCUGUACACAGCCGACCGGAUCUGGCAGCUAAGGUGUCGUUUUUACAGAAAAGCAUUCCACAGGCCAAGGUUCAACAUCUUUUAGAUGGUAACAAAGUACUGUUGGAAGCAAAAGAGACGGCAUCGACCGCCAUCCAGAUACGUCCGCUGCCUUUAGAUGAUAUAACUUUUGCAAGUUUCGGCGACGCCAGUUUUGCAUCCGCCUCACAGCUCCGAGCACAGCAAGGGUUGUUUGUAGUGGCAUGUAGUAAAGCACUGAGUGAAAACAGAACUUCUGAAAUCAGUCCUGUUGCAUGGAACUCCAAGCAAAUUGGCCGAGUAGUUAGGUCAACGUUGAGCGCCGAGGCAUAUGCAAUGAGCUCAUCCCUGGAUAAGCUGACAUGGAUUCGAUGUAUGUGGGCUUUCAUCCACAAUCCUAGCUUCAAAUGGCAGUAUCCCGAAAAGUCUUUACAAGAUGAACCAAAGGCACUUUUGAUCACCGACUGCAAGUCUCUGUUUGAUUUGGUAUCCAAGUUAGCAACUCCGAACUGCCAAGAAUGGAGGACAACUGUGGAAGUUAUGCUGAUCAAACAGCAGUCAGAUGGUCAUACCCAAUGCCGAUGGAUAUCGACGGCCAUCAUGUUAGCGGAUUGCCUCACGAAGCCGAUGGAUGCCAGCUUUUUACGGACUGUUUUGCACUUGGGCCGUUUUCGUAUCUUUGAUGAAGAUCAAACCCUCAAGAACAACACUCAUAAAAAGAUGGCGUCAAGGUGGAUGACCAAACAAGAUGAAGGCACAUCCAAAAAAGAAAAGAUACCAGUGUGA
Messenger RNA from Cladocopium goreaui, 3171 nucleotides. NCBI's taxonomy places the organism in Eukaryota, Dinophyceae, Suessiales, Symbiodiniaceae. The record is from the annotation of a GenBank genome assembly.